AUGGCGACUCCGGGUUGCCUGAAGAAAGAAAAAGCUCGUGAAAAAUGGCUAAAAAAACAGAAAGGAUCCCCUGAUGAAAAAAUAAGAGCGAAUAAACACAAUUCUUAUUUCUGGUCCGGUUGUGCAUUGUUUGUGAUAUGUGUAAGAGGGGUGCGUGCCCUAUGGGUUUCCCGUGAGCCAUUAAAACUUAUCCUCAGGUUUAUUCGUGUUGUUGUGUGCGUUGUUGCGUGCGUUGUGAUAUGUUGCACCGCUUUCAAUUACUUCAGCCCAUCAUGGAAGAUAACUCUAUCUGGAAUUAUCGAUGUAUUACUCCACCUAGAAUAUUCAACUCGUGCUGAUAUUUUUCAAUUUAUUAGUAUAUCAAUCCUAUUAACUCCACCCCCGAAGAGCACAGAGGAAAAGGAUGAAAUCAAAAACGAAAAGAAUGAAAUCAAAAACGAAAAGGAUGCAAUCAAAAAGGAAUAUGCUGAGGUAUAA
Messenger RNA from Meyerozyma guilliermondii ATCC 6260, 477 nucleotides. RefSeq lists its product as uncharacterized. The record is from RefSeq and is a predicted model, not a curated record. Lineage: Eukaryota; Fungi; Ascomycota; Pichiomycetes; Serinales; Debaryomycetaceae. The transcript has a single exon. Bases 1 to 477 code for a protein of 158 amino acids.